GAGAAGAGGGCCCCCCGGAAAUUCCUGCAUUGACUCUUUCUGAUUUGUGAUUUUAUUCGCAGAAACAGAGAAAAUUUUCACACAUCUCUGUCCUAAACCCCUGUCCUUCUCUAUAUUUGUUCUUUCUUCCCUCCUUCCCUCCGUCCUUGCCAUUGUUGUUCCUCUUUUGUGAUCUCUUCCAGCUCCGCUUCACACUCCGGGAAUGGCUUCUUGUUCUUGAUUUGUGUCUAAGAUGGACGAGACUCCUGAUUCCAGAUUGUUUCGUAGUUUCAGCUGCUAAUUGUGCGGAUUUAUUUAUUUAUUUCGAAGGAAUCAAGGGCUUAUAAUAGGAGUUUUCAGAUGAGAAGGCACCAAUAAUAUGGACACUGAAUGCUGAAUUUGGCGUUGACCGCUGCCGGCUUUUGGCCAUUUAUAAUAUUUGGGAUUGAAACUUAAGAGAUGGCUAGAGGUAGGAUAAGGGCAAGGCUGCGAAGGAGCCAUCUCUAUACAUUUUCAUGUGUUAGGCCGAGUACAGUUGAGACUGCAGAGCCACAUUCAAUCAAUGGCCCUGGGUACUCACGAAUUGUCCAUUGCAACCAGUCUCAUAUGCACCAGAGAAAGCCUUUGAAGUAUCGCUCUAACUAUAUAUCCACCACCAAGUAUAAUGUCAUCACAUUCUUGCCAAAGGCUCUCUUUGAGCAAUUUCGACGGGUUGCAAAUUUGUAUUUCCUAUUAGCUGCGAUACUUUCAGUUACUCCUGUCUCGCCUUUCAAUUAUGUCACCAUGGUCGCUCCUCUAGCGUUUGUUGUAGGCCUUAGCAUGGCAAAGGAAGCUUUGGAAGAUUGGCGUAGGUUUAUGCAGGAUGUUAAAAUUAAUGCUCAGAAGGUUUUUAUUCAUAGAGGAGAUGGUGUCUUUGGUUAUAAGCCAUGGAAGCAUAUUCGGGUCGGUGAUGUGGUAAAAGUGGAAAAGGAUCAAUUUUUUCCAGCAGACUUGCUUCUUUUGUCGUCAAGUUAUGAGGAUGGGAUCUGCUAUGUGGAGACGAUGAACUUGGAUGGGGAAACAAAUUUGAAGGUAAAAAGAUCUUUGGAGGUUACCUUACCUUUGGAUGAGGAUGAGUCUUUCAAGGAUUUCAUGGGGAAAAUAACAUGUGAGGAUCCAAACCCAAGCCUCUAUACUUUCAUUGGGAAUUUUGAGUACGAUCGUCAGGUUUAUCCUCUUGAUCCUAGUCAAAUCCUCCUAAGAGAUUCCAAACUCAGGAAUACUGCUUUUGUGUAUGGGGUGGUAAUAUUCACUGGCCAUGAUAGCAAAGUCAUGCAAAAUUCUACAAACUCACCUUCAAAACGUAGCAGGAUAGAAAGAAAAAUGGAUUACAUCAUUUAUGUCCUUUUCACCCUCCUCCUGUUUAUUUCAGUGAUCAGUUCUAUAGGCUAUACUGCAAAGAUAAAAUUCGAUGCACCAGAUUGGUGGUACUUACAACCUCAGGAUACUGACUAUACAUUUAAUCCCCAAAAGCCUGCCUUGUCCGGACUUGCACAUCUGGUCACUGCUCUCAUCCUUUAUGGGUAUCUUAUACCUAUCUCACUCUAUGUCUCAAUUGAGGUCGUAAAAGUUCUGCAGGCCACUUUUAUAAACCAAGACAUACAUAUGUAUGAUGAGGAGACUGGGACUCCUGCUGAAGCACGGACUUCAAACUUGAAUGAGGAGUUGGGCCAAGUUGAUACAAUCUUAUCUGACAAAACUGGCACUCUGACUUGCAAUCAGAUGGACUUUUUGAAGUGCUCCAUUGCUGGUACUCAGUAUGGCACGCGUUCCAGUGAAGUUGAACGCGCGGCAGCAAAACAGAUGGCUAUGGAAGAGCAUGAUCCUGAAGUAUCCAAUGUCACCAGGAACAGAGGAGACCGAAAAGAUUUGAGGGAAAAUAAUGGAUUAUCAGAAAUUGAGUUGGAGACUGUCAUCACUUCUAAGGAUGAAAAGGAUUGGAAAAUGGCCAUAAAAGGCUUUAGUUUUGAAGACAGCCGUGUUAUGGAUGGAAAUUGGUUGAAGGAGCCCAAUGUGGAUGUACUUAAAUUAUUUUUUUGGAUAUUAGCACUUUGUCACACUGCAAUUCCUGAGCUGAAUGAAGCAAAUGGCUGCUUAACUUAUGAAGCAGAGUCACCCGAUGAAGGCGCUUUUCUUGUUGCAGCAAGAGAAUUCGGUUUUGAGUUUUUCAAAAGAACUCAAUCAAGUGUUUUUAUUCGUGAAAAGUAUGCUCAUUCAGGAAAGCCUGUUGAAAGAGAGUUCAAAAUUUUAAAUUUAUUGGAUUUUACCAGCAAAAGAAAGCGAAUGUCUGUAAUUGUGCAGGAUGAGGGUGGGCAGAUUCUUCUUCUGUGCAAAGGCGCUGACAGCAUCAUUUUUGAUCGGCUCUCUAAGAACAAAAGAAUUUACGAGGAGGCUACUACAAGGCAUCUGAAUGAAUAUGGAGAAGCUGGGUUGCGUACAUUAGUCCUAGCUUACCGAGAGCUUGAUGAGACUGAAUAUACUGCUUGGAACAAUGAGUUCCAUAAAGCAAAAACUUCAAUUGGGGCUGAUCGAGAGGCAAUGCUCGAGCAUGUAUCAGAUAUGAUGGAAAGGGAUUUGAUUCUUGUCGGUGCUACUGCUGUUGAGGACAAAUUACAAAAAGGGGUACCCCAGUGCAUAGAUAAACUUGCACAAGCUGGUCUCAAGAUUUGGGUUUUGACAGGGGAUAAGAUGGAAACUGCAAUCAACAUAGGAUUCUCUUGUAGUCUGCUUCGACAAGGCAUGAAGCAGAUUUGCAUAACAGCAAUGAAUUCAGACUCUAAAGAGGCUGUAAAAGAGAACAUUUUGCUGCAAAUCUCCAAUGAAUUGCAAAUGAUCUAUCAAGAAAAGGAUCCACAUGCUGCAUUUGCAUUAAUUAUUGAUGGCAAAACCCUAACAUAUACUUUGGAGGAUGAUGUGAAGCAUCAGUUUUUGCGAUUAGCGGUUAAAUGUGCAUCUGUCAUAUGCUGUCGUGUCUCUCCCAAGCAGAAGGCACUGGUUACAAGGCUGGUAAAAGAAGGAACUGGGAAGACCACAUUAGCGGUUGGUGAUGGAGCAAAUGAUGUUGGAAUGAUUCAAGAAGCUGACAUUGGUGUUGGAAUCAGUGGGGUCGAGGGUAUGCAGGCUGUGAUGGCUAGUGACUUUGCUAUCGCUCAGUUUCGAUUUCUGGAAAGAUUACUGGUGGUUCAUGGACACUGGUGCUACAAGAGAAUCGCCCAGAUGAUUUGCUAUUUCUUUUACAAAAAUAUAGCAUUUGGUCUUACUCUGUUCUACUUCGAGGCAUUCACGGGCUUCUCUGGGCAAUCAGUUUAUGAUGACUGGUACAUGCUAUUGUUUAAUGUUGUUCUUACCUCAUUGCCGGUCAUCUCACUUGGAGUUUUUGAGCAAGAUGUUUCUUCUGAGGUCUGCUUACAGUUCCCUGCACUAUAUCAACAAGGGCCUAGAAAUUUGUUUUUUGACUGGUAUAGGAUACUUGGGUGGAUGGUCAAUGGUCUCUAUACCUCCCUCGUCAUUUUCUUCCUCAAUAUUAUCAUCUUCUAUAAUCAUUCCUUCCGAGCCGGAGGCCAAACUGCUGAUAUGGCUGUGGUGGGUGCUACUAUGUUCACUUGCAUCAUCUCUACAGUCAACUGCCAGAUUGCACUUACAAUGAGCCACUUCACUUGGAUCCAGCAUGUCUUUAUAUGGGGAAGCAUUGCGUCAUGGUACUUGUUUCUGGCACUCUAUGGGGUUAUCGCUACUGGGUAUGCCUACAAAAUCCUUGUUGAAGUUCUGGCUCCAGCACCUGUCUAUUGGAUAACCACACUCUUGGUAACAGUUGCUUGCAAUAUCCCAUAUCUGGCCCAUAUAUCCUACCAGAGAUGUUUGAAUCCAUUGGAUCAUCAUAUCAUCCAAGAAAUUAAGUACUGCAGGAAGGACGUUGAGGAUUACCGUAUGUGGACUCGGGAGUCGUCCAAGGCACGACAAGAAACCAAGAUUGGGUUAACAGCUAGGGUGGACGCGAAGAUCAGACAGUUGAGAGGGAGACUGCAGAAGAUGCAGUCAAGCAUAGUUGUCCAAAAGUGCUCGUCCCGAGUCCUAACGAAGUAGUAGUUGUCCAUUGUUUCCACUUUCCAGUUUCAUAGGGUUUUUGGGCCAGUUUGCAAUUUUAUACCAUGGCCCUUCUUUUAUGAUUCAUUUCUUAGUCUCUACUUAUUUUGUAAGGGAGAUUUGGCUGAGAAGUUGGAAUCAUCACACACAAAGCAUUAGGGGUGUUGUAUGUAUGUACACUAUACAUGAGAUUCGAGAGUUACAGAUUGUAAGAGUUAGUCAAUAUAUACACAUGCAUCAUUCCUAACAUGGUAAAGUUUUCUUUUC
This is a messenger RNA of Tripterygium wilfordii, 4368 nucleotides long. RefSeq names its product probable phospholipid-transporting ATPase 4. NCBI's taxonomy places the organism in Eukaryota, Viridiplantae, Streptophyta, Magnoliopsida, Celastrales, Celastraceae. Gene Ontology annotation, molecular function: ATP binding; ATP hydrolysis activity; magnesium ion binding. Gene Ontology annotation, biological process: phospholipid translocation. The record is from RefSeq and is a predicted model, not a curated record. The coding region runs from base 439 to 4101 and encodes 1220 amino acids. Gene Ontology annotation, cellular component: plasma membrane. The transcript is spliced from 12 exons.